AUGAUCACUGACGUUCAACUCGGCAUCGCCGCCAACAUUCUCGGCAUCGGAAUGCUACUCCUCGUCGUUUUCUUCCAUUACCUGACCGCUAAUCAGAAAUCUAACUAACGAGGUUUAUUUUAUUUUCACCACAAAAAGUAUAUUUUCAUUUCCAGAAAUGUCUCCAACUUCAAUGUGAUAUGCUGAUUAACUGCGCUACGGAUAAUUGUUGACUUUUAUAUGGGAAUAAUAAAUUAUGUAUUUAUAAAUGAUUUCUUGUUAUCCUUGUUGUUAUUGAUUAAUAGGUCCCGAUCCUAUCGAUUUUUUUCAUGCUUCAAGAAAUGUAAUUUUUUUGAAAAAAAUGAUUCAGGUUGAGUAGAAAAAGCCACUUUUUGGCAAAUGCAAUCACAAGCCCGGGGCUCAGGUUUGUGGAGUUUUAUUCAUUUUAAAUAUAAAAGGAGUGACAAUAAAGUAAUAUUUUGAUGAUUGUGAACGUUCAAUGCCAAACUCAUUAUUCUCUUUUUAUUUUUAAUAAAAAGUCAGGUCGUAAAAAGCCGAUUCACAAAGUUUUGCGAACGCUGUCAGGUUAUCUUUAAUAGAUUUUUUAUUGGGAAUUUUUUUGGGAAUCAUCAGUUCUUUUUUGGAUACCUUUUUGGGCUUUAUUUCGAAAAAGUACAAUUUUUCUUUUGCAUGCACGGUUUUUUGUUAUUUUGAAGUUGGAGUAUAUUAUUAUCUGUUAAAUUUGAGUUAGUUUUUCCAUUCUUUUUUUGGGACAUUUUUUUCAAUAAAUAAAGAUUUUUAAAGAUUUUUCUACGAAAACCUUCUGGUUUCCCGUAUAUUCGAGCUUUUUUCCACCAAAAAAUUUCCAUCAGUAUUUUGGGCUUAUUCACCUUUCAGCACUGCUUUUUUUGAUUUCAAAACUUCUGCAUUUUGAUAGAAUUCAAACAUGUUCAGCUAGCCAACCCGGAACGUCGUCUGGAGUGUCCUCACCAACUUACAAUAAUCAGUUUCGAUACGAAUCGGCCCGAAGUGGCUACGCUUCCCCGGGAGCUUAUUCUACAACUUCCGUGUUGGUUUUUAAUAAGUUAUGAGCUUUGAAAAGGGUUUUGGAGUGUUCUCAACGAAGAUACUUUCAUAUUACUCGGAUAAAAAAAUAAAUUUUUUUCAAGGAAAAUUGUGAAAAAUUAAGAGAUUGAAUUAAAAUUUAAGGUAUUUUAUCGAAUUUUUUCAUUGAUUAGUUGAGAAAUACACUGCCAAAGCUUUAACUUGUUUGUUGACAGAACUUUUUUCUCAAGACCUUUUUUUCUCUUCAAAUUUUGAAUUUGUAUUUGAUUGAAACCACAAUAUGUUUAGUAAGCUAAAAAACAAGAAAUUUCACGGAGUAUUAAAUAAUUUUUUUUCUGAGUUUACAGUUUCGCUUGAAAAAAAUACAAUCUAGCGAAAGAUUUUUCAAAAUUUCUAUCUAGACUUUCUUUGAAACUUGACCAUGUUCCUUUAAGCGCAUUAAAAAUUUAUUUUUUUGAGAAAAAAAUAAGUUCUUCAAAACGUGAAAAAAAUUGUUUAAAAAAACGCUAUUUCAAAGAAAUUUCAUUAUAUUGUUUAGUUCUGACCGAGUUGGUUGCCUGACGGCCGUCAGAAUGUCGGCUUAGGGCAAAACUUUCCCGUUUCGCUCGUCGUCUUAUUUAUGUUCGACAGGUUUCUCUUCAUUUUUUGAAUUUUUCCAAUAAUUUAUUUUUCGUUCAGAUGGACUUUGAGUUCGCUCUAUGGCAAAUGCUCUAUCUCCUGAUUCAGCCGUCGAAAGUUUACCGCAAUUUUAUUUAUAGGAAACGUAAGGGAUAAGAAAUGAUUUUUUGGAAUGAUUUGAUGUUUCAGGAACAAAAGAUCAGUUUGCGAGGGAUGAUCCAGCCUUUCUUGUCCUCCUUGCGUUAGUUUGAAAAUUAUUUGGUCGCGUUUGGAAUGGCUGAGCGCGUUGCGGUUUGAGUUGAAAAUGGAGUGUUGAAGUUUCCGAAGUCUUCUCUCAAGCUCCGCCCCUUACGGCGCGAUCAACCAAUCAGAGGACGAGCCAUCCACAGAGUUUUUGAAUGACGUCACUUGGCAUUAGAAAUACGAACAGACUUUAGCUGAUUCACGGCUGUCUUGGGUCGCAGAAAGGUAUGGCCUGUCUGCGCUCUCCACUAACCAGGCACUAUCUCUUCGUUUAUAAUGUCGGGACCCUUUUUUUCAAGCCAGCCGUGAACCAGCUAUAGAUGAUUCACGGCUGGCUUGGGGCGCAAAAAGGCGUGGCCUGUCUGCACUCUCCACCAACUAGGGCACUGUCUCGUCUUUUUUCGUGGCAGGACCCUUUUCUCAAUUAAUCAAGCCCGCCGUGAAACAGUUAUAUAUACGCUUCUCAUUUUCAGCCCAAUUCUGAAUGCGACCAAAGAGUUGGAACAAACCUUUGAUCAAUUUUUGAUUUUUCAGCUUAUCCCUUGUUGUCACGUCAAUUUUCUACGCAGUUAUUCUCGGCCUCUCCACGUGGGGAUUCAUCAAAUUCAUCCUCUGGGUGAUAUUCAUCGAUUGUUUCGGAGUUGGGAUCGUCAUCGCGACGGCGCUUUGGUUUGGAUUUGUUGCUUUUUUUGUGAGAAAGAAAAUUUUAAAAAUCAGAAAUGAAAUUAAUAUAUAUUUUUUGUAAAAAGGAACUUGAAUCUUGCUGUUUUUUCAAUCUAUUUUUUUUUGUAGGAGUGGAAAAAAUCGAUAUUUUUGAGAUACGUUUGAAGUAGAACUUUUCUUCAUGAUGAUAAAAGUUUACAUAACUUUUUUCUUGAGGUGCUUUUGAGAUGUUAUCAGAAAAGUUAUAGCCCAUUCCGCGCCAGCUUAUAAGGUUUUCAUCCGAGCUACAUAACCUUUCCAUGCGCCUUUAAAAUUGAAAAUUUUAGGGUAAAUUAAAGGCGCAUGCAUACAGGAAGCUCGCGCGCAUCGCAGGGAAUAUUUCCGAAAACGCUCCGUAGCUCGGAGGAAGAUAAAAACGUGACAAGCCUUCCGCGAAGCUUCCCUUCGAUGCGCCUUUAAUAUAUCGUGAAUUUUUGGGUAAAUUAAAGGCGCAGGCACAAAGGCAGCUCGCGCGCAUCGAAGGGAAGCUUUCCGGAAAGGCUCUGUAACUCGGAGGAAGAUAAAAAAAGUGACAAGCUUUCCGCGUAGCUCCCCUUCGAAGCGCGCAGCUGGCCAAUGUGUAUGCGCCUUUAAUAUAUCGUAAAUUUUAGAAUAAGUUAAAGGCGCAUGCAUAGUGGAAGCUCGCGCGCAUCGAAGCGAACGUUUCCGGAUAGGCUCUGUAGCUCGGAGGAAGAUGAAAACGUGACAAGAGGACGCGGAAUGAGCUAUUUUUUAACUAUAAAGUUUUUCAUAUCGGUGUACUUCUGUUAGAAAUGUAAGACGACGAAAAGGAAUCUAAUAAAUGUUUUAGGUGGAUCUCGAAUAGAUUUAUGAGAAAGGUGAAGGAUCAGGACGUCGAAUGGGGAUAUUGUUUCGAUGUUCAUCUCAACGCCUUCUUCCCCAUGCUCAUUUUGCUCCACGUCCUUCUUCCCAUCAUCUUCCCAAGUAAAUAUCUCAAUCAAUUUCAAGUUUCGGGUGGCUUCUUCUAAAAUUUUAAUGCGUUUUUAGUGUUAUUUUAACAUUCAGCAACUUAUUUUUGGUGUUAUCAUGUACGGGAAGUGUGAAAAAAAGUUUGAAAAAAUUAUAAGGAAGUCCUUUGAAACUGAAGAUUCAUUUUUGAGCAUUUAAAAUUUCUUUCCUGCUUCUUUCAUUGGUUUCCCAGCUAUCUAAAGUUUAACGAUAUUCAAAAGUUGACAAUCAAAAAACUUCUGAACAAAAAAUAGUUAUAGUUAUGGUCAACUUUGAACAGUUUUAACUUUCAGCUCUGAUAAACCCUGGCAAUUUCUUCUCCAUACUUUUGGGGAAUACGGUUUGGUUCGUCGCCGCUGCCUACUACGUUUAUAUCACCUUUUUGGGUUAUACAGGUGGGAUUAUCAAGAAAAAAAGAGUAAAAAAAGUAAAACCAAUAUUUCCGCAUUCGAAAAUACUCUAAGUAAGGGUUUUGCAAAGGAAAAAAGGAAAAAAUAUUCCCAAGCCUGAUAUUUUCACUGAAGUUUCGAGAAGUUUUUAACCUAAAAAAACCAGAAAGAAGUCAUUUAUAAAAUAUAAAAAAAUGUGUUAUUUUUCAUACAAAAUUGUACUAUUUUCGAAGAAUUUUUUUACUUUUUGCAGCCCUGCCAAUACUGCACAAGACGCAGUAUUUCCUCUUCCCAAUGUCAUUUUUGUUCAUCUUCUACGUGGCAACUUUGACGGCCGGCUGGAAUAUCUCUAAAACCGCCAUGCGGUAUUACAACGAAAGGGCCGAAUCUCACCGUUUCCAACAUAAUGGAUUGUAA
This is a messenger RNA of Caenorhabditis auriculariae, 4382 nucleotides long. Lineage: Eukaryota; Metazoa; Nematoda; Chromadorea; Rhabditida; Rhabditidae. The record is from the annotation of a GenBank genome assembly.